This is a messenger RNA of Phalacrocorax carbo (great cormorant), 4803 nucleotides long. The record is from RefSeq and is a predicted model, not a curated record. NCBI's taxonomy places the organism in Eukaryota, Metazoa, Chordata, Aves, Suliformes, Phalacrocoracidae.
CGGAUCCCUGCGCGGGGUUGCUAAGGGUGAAAGUUUGCCGUGAGUUGGCUCACUUGGGGCCAGGGCGCGGGCGGCUCCGGGCCGGCGGGGCGAGGCGAGGCGGCGAGAGGCGACACCGACACGACCGGUACCCGCAUCCGCAUCCCCACCCCCGGGCGUCCCGCACCACCUCCGGCCCGCGCCGCAGCCCCCGGGUCCGCCCCGCGGAAGAACCGCACCGCCGGGGAUAACGCGAGGGAGGGGAACGGGACGGGGCAGAGACCCCCGCGCACCUCCCACGGCCUCCGAGCAGCCGCCACCAGCCGCUGGCCCUGGAGCCGAGGACGAAGUCUGUUUGGAGCCAAAUCUUGUAUAUGUGUGUGUCAUUUUGCCUCUUUUAAUACACUGCCCUGACUUGCUUGCUGCGAAAGGAGUAUGCAUCUGGAGAUCAAAGUUGCUCUUAACUUCAUCAUCUCAUACCUGUACAACAAGCUUCCUCGGAGGCGGGCAGACCUGUUUGGUGAGGAGCUAGAGCGCCUGCUGAAGAAGAAAUAUGAGGGUCACUGGUACCCGGAGAAGCCUCUGAAGGGAUCUGGCUAUCGCUGUGUUCAUAUAGGGGAGACGGUGGAUCCGGUGGUGGAGCUGGCAGCCAAGCGGAGUGGGCUGGCCGUGGAGGAUGUACGCGCCAACGUGCCAGAAGAGCUGAGUGUCUGGAUCGACCCUUUCGAGGUCUCCUACCAGAUUGGCGAGAAGGGCUCUGUUAAGGUCCUCUACCUGGAUGACAGUGAGGGCUGCAGUGCCGUGGAGCUGGACAAAGAAAUCAAGAGCAGCUUCAACCCCGAUGCCCAGGUAUUUGUCCCCAUUGGUAGCCAGGACAACUCGCUGUCCAACUCUCCGUCCCCCUCCUUUGGCCAGUCGCCGAGCCCCACCUUCAUCCCUCGCUCUGCCCAGCCCAUCACAUUCACCACUGCCACCUUUGCUGCCACGAAGUUCGGCUCUACCAAGAUGAAGAAGGGUGGAGGAGCUGGAGGAGGGGGUGGCGGAGCAGGGGCUGGGCAGCAGCCGAGGAUGGUCAGGUCUCCCACCACCAACCUGCUGAAGCACAAGGGCCUCUCCCUGUCUAUGCACUCUCUGAACUUUGUCGGGAGCGCUGGGAGCCAAGCCCCCCAGUCGCAGCUCUCCCCCAACGCCAAGGAGUUCAUUUACAGUGGCGGAUCGCCAGGAGCCAGCAGUCUCUUCUUCGAUGGUGUUGCCAGCGAGAGCCAGGCCAGCAGCAUCCCGCCAACAUCGCAGUUCAACACUGGCACAGGUGGUACCUUUGAUAUGGCUCAGGUCUUUGGUGGCAGCACCAACAACCUCUUCUUGGAGAAGUCUCCCUUCGUGGAAGGACUUAGCUACAACCUGAAUGCCAUGCAGUAUCCCAGCCAGUCGUUCCAGCCUGUCGUCCUGGCCAACUGAACACAAGGAAGGAGAGUAUUUUGGGGCGGGGGGGGGAUGGGGGUGGGGGUGGGGGGAUAAGAACAAAACAAACAAGAGGAAGAUAAAAGAAAAAUAGAAAUAUACAGAAAAUAUUCAAAUCUUAUAAAUAUAGCUUCUUGGGAAAAGAGAGAGCCCAGUGUUGUUGCGCUGUGCUGGCAACGCUCCUGAAGCACUGACAUGUUUUUUAACUCAGUCCCUGUGCUUUUUUCCUACUCACUUUUUUACUCCUGAAUUGAGUCUUGGGAUUUUUUCGGUUCGUGUUCCCCCUUCGCCCAGCCCAGGACUGGUGCAAACAUAGGUCACGAUGCUCCUGAUUCCCUGCACCAACCCCCCAGCGCUGGACACAGGGUCCUUCCACGUGGGCGUAGGGAUGUCUUCUUCGUACCACCUCGCUGGAGGAGGGACAGGGAGAGGAUGAGUCAGUGUCAGUGGAGGUACACACACUCUUGCGUGCUAGCCAGAAAUGGGUGGGUGGGCUUGCUUUUCUGUUACUGCUCUGCGUGUAGACGGAGAGCAUCUCCUGUGCCUGCGGGGGUAGACUGUUGUGCUGUUGUUACUCCAGGCCCUCCAGCCUGGGCUGGCGUCAACUGUUCUGUCUGUGUGCUGAAAAGCGCUAACUCUUCUCCUUGACCGCCUCCCGGCACGUAGCAGGGAAGGCAGAGCGUUACUGUGAAAUGGUGGCUUCCUGCACCUUUCCUCAUUUGCACUUCCAGCCGCGCUACAGGAGAACAGCACUUUGAACUGAGUGACUCUGGUUAUCAUCCCCUUCGGCGCGUGAGCGAGGGGACCUUUGCGUGCCCUCGCAGGACAGCCCUGUGGAGUAGAAACGCACCCCGCCUGUCCCUGCGGCAGGGUGAGGUGGUGCUGAGCCAGGCGGCCCUACUUGGAUCCUGACCCCACUUCCCACACGUUCUCCCCAGCAUCCACUGGCGAUCGUCUGGGGCAGCCUCCUGGGUCUGAGUUUCUUGUUCCUGCUGUGAAUUCAUCAUCUUGUCUCAGAGAGGGAAUUCCUUCUGUUUUAGUUAGAGGCAGCACUACUUUUGAAGGAGAGAAAGGGCUAUGUUGUUGAAGCUGCUCUCUUGAGUGGUAGCUUAAGGGUUUUUACUUUCAUCCAGGUAUACACCUGACUAAAUCCUGUCUCCUACCCUUCUGGAGGAGCGGGAAGAGGUGGCUGAUCUGGUGAGGAAGGGAAGCACAUAGCAUAAACUCAUCAUUCCAGCUAGAUUGCGUCAGUGUGGACAGCAGCAGGCUUAGAGCAGAGUAGGGACAGGCACUCUGAAGGCAAGCGGCCAUCCCAGUGGCAUGAAUGUACAGUGCCUCCCUGCUGCAGGGCCAGGAUCUGGGAAUGCCCCUGUGGCUUUCCCCAGGACAAUGUGCUGCAGUCGGGUGGUAGCAGCUUCUCAGCUAGGUCGCUUCUGUGUCAGGGACUCCAAAACCCACCUUCACAGGAAGCUGGAGGAGGGCUGCUUCUUGCCCACCCAGGCAGGGUGGUGGAGGCUCUCUAGGUGGGAAGGAGGUCUCCUUGGAGGUUGUUGUGGGAGUAUGGAAGCGUGCAAAGAAGAGAGAUGGAGAUGAUGAGACUCCAGUCUUUGAAGUUUUCGGUUUAAAAGAAAAAGAAGGUUUUUGCUGCCUCCCAAACUUGAGGUUUGCUUUCCUUUUAAUGAUGUCUCUGGAGCACCCUCUGAAAACCACUUCUCCUGUAUCUGUCAAACCACCAUGCUCUUUCAAGACAUCCCUGUUUCAGAGGAGAUGGGCUUGAACUCAUGGUUUUCCCUGCUCACUUCCCUCGAGCUGAGGUGAAGGCGCUCCAGCCCUCUUGUAGUUGUGUUGCCAAUGAGCCUUUGCAGAGGUAACGGGCUGUCCCAGGGACACUGCCACUGCCCGCAGCGCUUUAAGGAGAGGUUCCAGCACACCCUUCCCCUCGCUGGGUGACUGGGGGAAGGCAUGAUCCUGACCUCGUCCCCAGCGUGGGUUCCCAAGCAGGCUGCUUGCCUUUGAGCUAUGACCAAUGCAGCCAGUGGGCGAGGAGAACGGAGCCCAGCUAGCUUCCCCCAGACAGCCCCCUGCAGCCUCAACCCUGCUGAGUUUCCAGAGAUUUCCAGACUAGGGCAAGUUGCUAAGGAAUGGCCAAGCUGUGGGGUUUCCCUUUUUUCUUCUGUGUCUUUAACACCACCCCCCCUGCCAUGGAUGUUACCACUGCCACCCCAUCCUUCUCCCCGGGAGCAUGCUGCUGAGUGCCAGCCCACUUGCUGCACUGGACUGAGGAGGUGCUCAGGCUGCGGGACGCAAUCCAGUUGUCCCCAACCACCGUCCCCACAUCUGGCAAAGCCACCUGUGAGCCACUGCCGCAGGACAGCGUUCUCUCCUCUGGCACAGGGAGGGAGGGGAGAGGUGGGGACGCCUCCCCCAGCCACCUGCUUAUGUGUGUGAAGCUUUGAUGCCGCUUUGCCCUGCCACACGUAUUAUACCUGCUUUAAAAAUAGUGGUGUGAGUGGAAGGAGGAAAAGAGGAGGGACCAACCUCAUUGUAUCUUAAAAGGAAAAAAGCGUGCUUCAGAAACGUUCCUCCAGUGUCAGGCAGCAGUGGAAACUAACGGCCUUUUCGGGUCUUUUCUAGUCUUGGAUGUAGGCGUUCAGCUUCAAUUUUAUUUUUUAAAAACCUGCACUAAUUUACCUGGUUUCUUAGGAAGAGAAGAGAGAAUUUUUUUUUUAACUUUUAUUUUUUAUGGGUUUGUGUUCUUUUUGUUGAUGUCUGUUUGUAUUGAAUAAUUUGCUACAUUUGUAAAAUGUAAGAGGUAUAUAUAAUAUAUGUAUAUUUCUAACGUAAAAAAACUGUAAUUUUUUUCUUUUCAAGAUUUUUUCUUAAAAAGAGGAGAGAAAAAAAUAUUUUUUCAGGAAAAAAACUUUAAAAAAAAAAGUGGUGAAGAUUCCUUUCUCCCCAGUCAGCCUCCCUCCUUUUCCUCCCACCCCUCUCCGAGGAGUGAGUCGACAGUUGCCUUGUGGGAGAGAAUGAGUGAAAGAGGACGCAAGCCUGUAUGUCUCUGAGCAGAGGGUUUCUGUGUGUGCUCUGCUUUGUUUUUUUUCUGAGAAGGGGGCUGCUGAGAGGGGGAACCAGGGGGUUGCUGUCUUUUUUUUUCUUUUUUUUUUUUUUCUUUAGCGAAGGAGGAAUACAAUCAGAGUUUUGUAUUCAGAAUGUUGUGCAAUAUUUUGGAACGGGACAUUGGUGUGUCUAGAGAUUUAGUUAAAAACAAACAAAAAAAACCAACAAAAAAAAGGUUGAUCAAAUCUGUACAGUUUCUAUUGUUCCAGAUUUUUUUAAGUUUGUAUUAAAAGCAUGAUAUAAUAA